Molecule: messenger RNA, 1174 nt
Organism: Umbelopsis ramanniana AG
Lineage: Eukaryota; Fungi; Mucoromycota; Umbelopsidomycetes; Umbelopsidales; Umbelopsidaceae
Exons: 3
Coding region: 234-1025 (263 amino acids)
Source: RefSeq, a predicted model, not a curated record
AAACAGAAGUAGACGCACGCUAAGAUACCACUCGUGCGUAUGUGGUGUCUCCUUUACCAUUGUGGUAUAUUCCCCUGAGUUUUAUUUGGGAUAUUUUAUUUUUGGGAUCCUUGUCCGGCCCAGAACUGUUAGCUUGGGGGAUUAAGCCCGUAAGGAUCGCCCCUUCCAGCAGCAUCCAAAGGCAUUUUUGAAAAGCUUUCUCAACUUCUAAAUCUUGUUCAUCUUGCUGAUCAAUGACUCUUUUCACCUCCAUGGUAAUCAUCACCCACAGGUGGCGACCCCCACAACUUUUAUUUGAGACAUAUGAAGAUGUGGAGACUCUGUCCGAGUUUUUGCCACGCGAAACCUUUCAUACACGCACGAAAGAGUUAAGUAAACUAGUGCGUAGAAACUAUCCAAGUAGUCAUUGGGAUUACUAUAUAUUUCUACUGGCGAUAUUGUCCGUCAUAGCAUCAGCUGCGUUCUCCUUGGUUGCUCGCGCGGCUGGAGUGUCGAUGUGGUAUCCGCUCCUCUUGCUGGUGUUUCCUGCUAUUCUCAGUUUAUGGACCAGCCGCCGUCGAUCCACUAUGGUUUACAGGAUCAAAGAGUUUGAAAAGACGUUGAAAUCGCAUUUAGGAGACCUUAAUAAGAAGGAUGCUUCGCAACAUCAUUUAAAGUGGACAGUUCGUAGAGCCACUCGAAGUGAUCGAGUAGAAAAGGCAACAGCAUGUCUGGUCAUUGAGCUGGCUCAAUGUGAUCCAGAAGUGGAUGUCGAUCCAUUACCAACCUACCAAGAAGCAUCCGAACAUACCGAUACAGACCACGUCAUGAUACAAAUCAAUCAUCGCCCCGCGCUGGAAAUCCGGGAAGCUCCUCCACCACAUUAUUCAGAGACUGAGGUAGUUGUUCAUCGUAUGGAAGACAUGUCUAGCAACUUUGAAUUACGUUCGAUUUCGUCAUCGACGUCGACUUCGACCAGCAUCCAUAUGAGCACCGAACAAACCCAUCUCGUGGGUCAAGAAGAAGAUAAACCUGAAAAUACAUAAAUUGAUGACCUCGCAUCAUUGCCUUUCUUAGAAGCCGAUCAUUCGAGGCAUAAAUAUCUACCAAAUAUGAGAAAAAAAGGGUUUCUCUUCCAUUGCCAUUCUUCAAGCACAUUCGUCGUAUGUGUUGCCUUCACAACAAAACAGAACAC